AUGUCUGAGGCUCUACCUACCGAUGCGCAACAGCCUGUUACAGAGGUACCAACUGAAGUCUCACCUGCUCCGGCCAAAAAGGAAAGCAAGAAACAAGCCAAGAAAAUUACAGAAGGUGAAGCUGACCUAUACUUAGACCAAUACAAUUUCACUACCACAGCUGCUAUUGUAAGUUCUGUCGACCGUAAGAUAUUCGUUCUUCUGCGCGAUGGUAAGCUCCUGUUUGGUGUCCUGAGGACAUUUGACCAAUACGCUAAUCUAAUUCUUCAGCACUGUGUUGAGAGGAUAUAUUUGGCUGGUGAGCAUAAAGGUAAAUACGCUGAAGAGGACCGUGGUAUAUUUAUGAUCCGUGGUGAAAAUGUCGUGAUGUUGGGUGAGGUGGAUAUCGAUAGAGAGGAUCAACCUUUAGAGACUAUGCAACAGAUUCCAUUUGCUGAGGCUCUAACCAUUAAAAAACAGGCAGAUGAUAAUAGAUGUAUAACAGAGGCUUCUAAAAUCAAGGAAUUCGCCCGUCAUGGUCUAACCCACGAUUUCCAUAAGACCGACAUGUACUAG
Maudiozyma barnettii is the source of this 555-nucleotide messenger RNA. It is a transcript of the gene LSM1, whose product is annotated as Lsm1p. Gene Ontology annotation, cellular component: Lsm1-7-Pat1 complex; P-body. Gene Ontology annotation, molecular function: RNA cap binding. The record is from RefSeq and is a predicted model, not a curated record. The transcript has a single exon. Gene Ontology annotation, biological process: deadenylation-dependent decapping of nuclear-transcribed mRNA. Lineage: Eukaryota; Fungi; Ascomycota; Saccharomycetes; Saccharomycetales; Saccharomycetaceae. The coding region runs from base 1 to 555 and encodes 184 amino acids.